UGGCGGCUGUGCACGGGUCGGUCCCCUCGGCGGGGAUGGGUCGGUGGGGCAGCGUCCCGGCCCCUCGGCAGCCGGGCAGCAAAGACGCUGCCCCCACAGCGCCUGAGAGGCGCUCGAUGCGCCGCCUCGGGGCGCGGAGCCCCGGGAGAGCGGGGGGAGCCGAGCUGGUCUCCUGCGAGCGGAGAAUCCUCUCUUUGUCGGGAAGAGGCCGCGAAGGCUGAGGUGAUGCUAUUCACCAUGUCCCCAACAUAGCCAUUUUGUGCUAAAAUGCCUUUGUAGUGUGUUUUUUUCCACUUAAAAUAUCUCCCUCGCUAAGCUCAGCGCAGUUAUCCAGCUGCCGCAGGGGACAGACGGCGUUAUUUUCCUCUCCAUCCCACGGUGAAGUGACAGAGCAUCUUUGUCCAUUGCAGGCUGGGAAUGGAGUGCAUAGUGGAUGUCAGCAGUGGGACAUCUUACCAAAGAAGCAUUCAUGGCACCAUUAUCUAAUCAAUGACUUCUAAGGGGAGAAGCUGUUAGAUUGGAAACAAGUGCUGCAAGAUGCCAAGUGAGGUGCUUGAGAGCAGCAGUGGGAUGGAGGAGACUGUGCAGAAAGAGAGCAAGUCUGGAAGCCAGAGCCCUCGCCAUGGCUCCAUGAGAAGGGCUGGGGCAACCACUGUCACCUUUGAUGGGGAAGCCACUAUGGACCGGAGGAAAAAGAAGAAGAAAGAGUCCCGUCCUGAGUCAAUAAUAGUGUAUCGGUCAGAGAAUGAGAAUAAGGUGGAAGAAGAACAGGCAGAUGAGGAAGGAGGGGAGAGGAGCUCUGAAGAAGGCUCCAAGUUCCUGGGUCAGUCCAUGGCAGAUGGUGUCUGGAACAUGCCUUUAGACAGCCGAUAUGUCACCUUGACUGGAACGAUCACCAGGGGAAAGAAGAAGGGUCAGAUGGUGGACAUCCAUGUCACACUAACGGAUAAAGAGCUGCAGGAACUUGCUAAGUCAAAGGAACCUCCUAAAGAGGGUGUAUCUGAGAAGAAGAAGAAAUGUGAUGUUGGACUGGACAGAGGACCUCAUAUCGUCCUCUGGACCAUCAUCUGCCUCCCCAUCAUUUUUGUAGUGUCCUUUGUAGUUUCAUUCUACUAUGGAACCAUUACAUGGUACAAUAUCUUCUUGGUGUACAAUGAAGAGAGGACCUUCUGGCACAAAAUCACCUUUUGUCCCUUUCUGAUUAUCUUCUACCCAAUUAUAAUUAUGGUUGUGUCUUUCUCCCUAGGCCUGUACUCAGCUGUGGUACAGGUUGCAUGGUCCUUUGGGUACUGGUGGCGUGCUGUCAGGGAUAUGGAGAAGGGCUUCUGUGGCUGGCUCUGCAGUAAGCUGGGUUUGGAAGAUUGUUCUCCAUACAGCAUUGUUGAGCUGCUAGAUUCUGAUAAUAUCUCAGGCAGUCUCUCUGGCAAGAGCUCUGCGCAGGGGGUUGAGACCUCAGCAGUCUGAGCUUUUGUCCUGGUUGACUAUUUUGUUCAUAUGUGAGUGGUUUUCACCUAGAAAAUAACACACUGAUUUUUUUUUUAAAUAUAUAUAUAUUUAAACACAAACUUAAUAAAUAAAAUAUUGGGCUGAGAGUGCUCUUUAAAUGUCACAGAAUGCGAGAGUGAGAGCUUUGCAUGUUCUGGGUGGGGAGGCUCCAUGGCUCUCCAAGGAUUUGUCAUCUGUUUUAGCUAAUUACAGCUGCUGAGAAUAGUGAGAAAAUCCAGGUCUGUGGGUCAGACCUGUUUGUGGGGUGCAGAGAUACAUGCCUACAAGUCCAAUUCUGUAAAGGCAGACUUUACUUACAGGGAAUGGGACAUAACAGUGACCUGUCAACUCAGUGAAAAGAAACGGGAUGACCUCCAGGAGCUAGGAAAUCAUUCAGAGGUGAAGGCUAAAUUGCAAAACAAGAUGUUCCUGCAGUCUCCCUAGAAAGGGUCCUUUUCCAAUUCUUCUGACAAGUACAGCAACUCUUCUAGGUAGGCUAACUACUUAGGCACCGUCAGAGUUUGAAAAAUAGGCCACUACAGUAGCUGUGCCCAGUUUUUCAGUGGGAGAGGACAGCAUAGCCUCCGACAAAGGCACUUGAGCUCUACACUGACCUGAAAUGCACCCAUCAUAUGAUGGAAGAGUCAGGCUUGCUCUGUAAUUCCAUAUGUAGGGACCUGAUGGGCCUGUUACCAAGCACACUCAGGUGACUGCUGGUGCACAGAUAGGACCUUAAGGCACACCUGCUUAGGAUACACAGUACAUAGAUACACUGCUAGGAAGGAACGAGCUUUGGGAGUCUACACAGUGUGUAGUGCAAACAGUUGUAUUGUAGGGAAAAAAAUCUGAUCUGAGGCAAAUUAAUCAGUUUACAUACCACUGCAUUGUGGGUGUGAACCUGUGGCACCUAUAUUUAGAGAAGUGGAGUGGAAAGUGCUUGGGAUGGGAAGAUCUCACUGAAAUGGUCAUUCUGUUUUCCAAGUUGCUGUUAUGGAAGAGCUGCUGGACCUUCCCUUUCAGAACAGGGUAUCCGUGAGCCCAUGUCUGUUAGUCCCAGUGCAAACUGAGUUACUGCCUCAGCUCUGGAAAUCUGCACCCCAUACACAUUUCCUGGUUAAUUAGUUAUUUAUAUGGAAGAGUAAUGGAUUGUACAUCCUCCUCCUCUUAUGUCUCAUUAUCAUAAUUUGUUCCCUCCUUUUGGGACUUUGCACGGCAUGUUAGUGGGCUCCCAGACCAGGCUGAAGUGGCCACCAUAUGCUGGAGAAAUUUUAAUAGUCUGUUUAAAAAAAACGACUAGCAGAAAAGUUCUUUUUCUAGAUUGAUUGUAGGGGUUUGGGCCUAAGGAGGACACAAGGAAAAUGAGGGAGAUGUAUAAUGGACUUUGAUGGGGACUGAGUUACAUGUCUGAAACAUAUUUAAUUUUCUGAGUGCUCUAGUUCAGCUGGUGCUGCUAGAAAGUCUGGCUUAGCCCCAACCCAAUGGAGCCCACCAUUUGCAUGCAUGUAGGUAGAUAAUUCGUAAUGUGCAGUCAGGCUGCAGAGUCACUUACAUCUACAUAGGUGUUUCACUUCCUCAGUUUUCUUGUCAGAGGGACCUGCUCUAGUUUUAGGGUGGUAAAGAGAAGCAUUCAGAAGCUGGAUUUCAUAGGAAAUAAUGCUUCGUGUUGCAUUUCAAGGAUAAGGUCAAUACUACACUUACUGGCUGUCCUGGUUAGGACAUCUGGGAACCUGUGAUGUAUAAACAAGUCCAUCCAAUGUUGUAGGCUUGACACUGAGAAAUAAGUCAAGUCCCUGCUGCUUUCUUGGUCCAUUCCCUUCUGGGAGGUCCAGCCAAAGCAGCCUUUUAGUACUGGCUUGAGGAUUAAUCGUGUGAAUAAUAGUGUACAAGCCAAAUAACAAGAACAGGCCUGGCCCCACACUUUACUGCCAAAACAGAGGUGCUCCCUGGGCAUAGGUACAGCCAGGCUAUGUGUUUGCUGUUUCCUGAUGCACAGCUUUCAGUUUUUACUAGCUUAGUCUUAAAGGGCAAUGACCAACUUCCAGCAAAAAAUAAACCAAAAUGAAAUAGACCCUAACCUGUAAGGCAGUGGCAGGUGAUUCAGUGGGCGUCAAAGAGUUUGACAUGUGCCUGGGACUGAUUCAAGCAGUGCAAUGCUGUUUCAAUCAGGGAGCUUGGUAUACCUCUGAAUUGAUAAGCUGAAGAUAAGUCGUGCCAGUGGUGGCAGUUUGCAGUGACCCAGCGCAACCACCCUGGUUAAUGCUCCGCCAUAUGGAAAUAGCAGGCUCUCACAUGGCUGGGGAGUGGGAAGAAGUGAUGCUUAACAAAUAUUAAUGGAGAAGGAAGGUCCACUGGCAAGUAUUCUCACGUUUUGCCUAGAGGGAUGCUGCUGGCAUGAAAGGAGUGGAUUGUGUAUCUUGGCUUCAACAUGUAGCAAACAAGUGGGUUUGGGGGAAGGAUGGCUGGCAAGUGUGCAUUGCUGCAGAGCGAGAAAACCCAAUUCAGCUGUCACCGCCAAACAGCAGCUGUUCAAGGCUAGAUGAAAGGCUGGGGUCAGUAGCACAAAGAGCUUUCAGCUUACAGAGGGCUUGAAUGAUAAAUACCAGCUCAUUACAGAAUACAGCCAUGUGAAAUGUCUGCUGAGAUGCAGGAUUUGCUUUCAGGAUGGCAAACAGCCUGCCAGAGUGGAGACAAAACCAAAUCUGUGCCUCUUACUGAUAUGUAGACACAAAGGAGUGUCAGAGAAGUUGUAGUACCCUCUCUUUGCCAUGGCAGCUAUGCUUCUUGGUUUGGAGGCCACCUUUUGGGGGACAUACUGGGACAAUCCGUGGUGUGUUUUCUACUUCUUUACACUUAACCAAGCUUGCUUCUACUCCUGCCAGAGUCAGGGUGUUCUGCCCUUGAUUUUGGUGGGGGUAGUUUAAGUUUGGGGUUAGUUCUGGUGCUAUUUUUAAAAGUUUUAUUCACAAGUUUUAUUUCUCAAAAUAACUCUGGAUAGCUUUUGCUCUUGCCUGUUAUCCCCUGGAGCGGUUUGCUUGCUGCAAAAUAUAUAAUUGUAAUAACAGAUAAAAAGCACAAUUUUUUGUCUCCCUCUACCCUUGCUUUCAGAAACUCACAAUUGAUUUUCGCUUAUGUGCCACUGUCAAACUGCAAGGAAUUCCAAGUAUUCUAAUUGUUGAGUGUGUUUCUGGCUGCUCUAGUCGGGAUGUUUUUUUUUGAGUAAAGAAAAUGUAUGUUUGCUCAUUGUUAUAUUUAUUUGCAUUCCCUCUUCCCAUCCUUGCUGGCCUGAGUGGAGAAUAAAGGCUUUAGAGGAGUGUUGUUCUCCUGCUUCUACUUGACUUCGUGUUAAAAACAGUGGUGUGGGAUGGACACAGUUAUAUAGCUAAUAAUUAACUACAGGUCAUUAUCUUUGAAGACCCAAGUGGGUCUGAAAUGGGUUUAAGCUUUACCUCUUGUUAACUUCUGCCUAACCAGAACUGUCAUGUGUCUGGGCUCUGGGUUCUUUGUUUUUACUUCAUAGUGCAGAAAUGAUGACUUUUUGAUUUAAUUUCACUCAUUGGGUAUCUGUCUGGCUUUAGAAGGGUCAUCAUGUUGGCUUGUCUUAAUUACUAAAGCAUCAUUUCCAACAGGCAGCCACUUAAUGAUGAGGGAAGGCUUUUUUUCUGUAUGUUUGAUAACAGGGUAAAUUGCCAUGGGGUUAAAAAAAAACUCCUAAGCAUCUUUUCACAUAAAUAGCGAAGUGUGGCUGCAUUUGAACAGGCAGCCCAGAAAAACGAG
Messenger RNA from Cuculus canorus (common cuckoo), 5259 nucleotides. RefSeq names its product transmembrane protein 169 (gene TMEM169). Lineage: Eukaryota; Metazoa; Chordata; Aves; Cuculiformes; Cuculidae. The record is from RefSeq and is a predicted model, not a curated record. The coding region runs from base 538 to 1464 and encodes 308 amino acids. The transcript is spliced from 3 exons.